GAACUGACAAUACACAACCUUUAAAUUGUGAGAAUGUGUCAAGUAUUAGUCUUCUCUUAGAGUUUUUGAAUACUACAGCACAUGAAGAUAACAGAAGAAUAUUUACUAAUAUGAAGAGUUUUGCCUGCCUUAUGAAACAGAAUAAAAUAUUUUCUGUUCACAUAAGAGAUAACCCUUUAUGUAUUCAAGGUUGUAAAGAGCAUGAUGAUAAAACCUUCACAUCAGAUAGUACAUUUCCUUUUGAUUCUUCAUUUUCUAUUGAAGAAAAACAUGAUAGCAGUUGUGAUAUCGCUAGUACAGGUUCCUUUAAUUCUUCAUUAGGUAUUUUAAACACAUCCAAGUUGUCAUCAGUUAGCAUGGAAGGAAAGGCAGGAGGAAAUACUAGCAGAGACUUCAUUGAUUUAUUAAAUGAAGUAGAAGAACUUGGUUUCCAUAAUAAAAAACUUCAAGCUGAAAAUGAAAGACUGAGAGCACAGAUAUCUCAAAGUGAAGAAACUACCAACCAGCUGAUGACUGAAAAUGAACAGUUGAGACUGAAAGUCAGCAGCUUUCAAAAUGUUCUUGAAAAAACGAAAGAUCUUGAAAAGGAAUAUGAAGAAAUGAAAACCAGUUUCGAACAAGAGGAAAAGAUGAGAAUCAAACUGGAGGACAGUGUGGCAAACUUACAGAAAGAAAACAGGCAUUUACUCUCUCAGCAGAAAGACCUUGAACAAGAACUCCUUAUGACUAACUCAAUGCUAGAAAAAUAUAAGAAGGAAGAAGAACUUGUAAUAUUUUUAGAAGAUCAAGUUCAAGAUCUAAUACAACAAAAAGAAAUAUGGAAAAUGGAAUUGGAAGAGAAAACUAGUGUGUGUGAAGAACUUCACCAGGUGGUAAAAGAAUAUACUAAAGCAAAUGAGGUUCUUCAGCAAGACAAAUCUAUUCUUGAGGUAGAGUUAUAUAAAGCCCAAGAAGAAAUACAAAGUAUAGCUGAAGCUGUUGGUUCAUCUUAUAAUCAUGAUGAAGAUGUAGGUGAGGAUGAAGAUUACUGUGAGACAGAGGAUUUGAUUUAUCAUAUUCAAACUCCUCAUAAUAUCUCCUUGCAAAAACAUCACAGAUUCCAAAAUUGCAUUUCUCUUCAGAAAAGGAAAGAGCCGGUCUACUCAAGUACUCCACAUCAAAACAAUUUUAUGAAAAACAUAUCCAUUUGUGCUGAAAUGAAGGAUUUGAUCCAUGCAAAUGAUAGUUUGCCUACACCCAUUUGUGGAAAAGAACAAUCUUUCCUUUCAUGCAGUGGAAAAGCAGAGUCACCUGUACCUUGUGGGGAUUCUCUUGAUGGAAAGGUAUCAUAG
Molecule: messenger RNA, 1331 nt
Organism: Limulus polyphemus (Atlantic horseshoe crab)
Lineage: Eukaryota; Metazoa; Arthropoda; Merostomata; Xiphosura; Limulidae
Product: protein CASC4-like
Exons: 12
Coding region: 111-1331 (406 amino acids)
Biological process (GO): spindle localization; chromosome localization to nuclear envelope involved in homologous chromosome segregation; telomere localization
Cellular component (GO): meiotic nuclear membrane microtubule tethering complex; nuclear outer membrane; chromosome, telomeric region
Molecular function (GO): dynein complex binding
Source: RefSeq, a predicted model, not a curated record